GCGAAUUGAGCAAUUAUCUAGUUUACAUGCUACUCUUGGAAGGUAACGAUUGGCAAGAUCUUUGCUGCGUUAUUGACACAACACGUUUUAUUGAGCAGGCCUGCUAGAAAUAAGUGGCGAUUGCCCUACAGUUAUUGCUGAGCCAAGCGAAUUGAGAUGCGUUGGCACCGGACCACAGAGCUGCCGAUGUAAGUCACCCACUUUCCAUAUCAGUAACACCAAGGAAGGGUGGCGUCUGUGCAAGUAAAGAGACACCACGGAACAAGCCAGAAAAUGGACAGCUGUCUCCACCUUACAUCAAGCGUCUUGGGAGCGCCGCCAUCCAGAGAGAAUCGGUGUUCCAGGGGCAACAUGAUCAGCACUUCUAAACCACUUGCAUUUUCCAUUGAACGAAUAAUGGCAAGAACGCCUGAACCAAAGACAGUUUCUGUUCCCAGUUUAUUCCAGGGAUCCAUGACGAAAAGCGACCAAAAACAUGCUCUUCACAUGAACUCACAAGUGUCAUGCAUGAUUCCAUUAUUGCCGCUUACCUAUGAGGCCGGCCACAAAAUGGGCAUUGCUGGACACGACCUGAAAAAGAACCACGUGGAGUCCUCAUAUAACUGUAGUGACUUAUUAAGCUGCGCCUUAAGUUACAAAGGAGACUUAUCUAACGAAACCCCUCCACUACAACAGUAUAAACUCAUCAGACCACGAGUGGUCAACCAGUCUUCUUUCCACGCCAUGGGAGCUUUAUGUUACCUUAACUGUGGAGACACUUCCUAUUCCUCUCCAACCAGUAUUCUGAACUUCCAUCCAGUUGCUUCCUACCUGCUCAGUUCCCCACUGAACCCACACCAGAAAGCAUACCUAAAUGAAAAAAACAAACUGCUUUUGCCUUCUGUGGACCGUUAUACUUCUGAGAUUGCUUUUAAAGAUGUUUCGCAGACACAUCUUCAGCAGUACAUGAAGGAAAGCGCACACAUCCUCUCUGAGAAAUUGGUUUUCAAAAGCACAUCAAAGCUUAGUAAUGGAUCCCCCAGCAACAAACCCAAAGUUUUCACCUGUGAAGUCUGUGGGAAGGUGUUUAACGCACAUUACAAUUUAACCCGACAUAUGCCAGUGCACACUGGGGCCAGGCCAUUUGUUUGCAAGGUUUGUGGCAAAGGGUUCCGUCAAGCAAGCACUCUGUGUCGCCACAAGAUAAUCCACACUCAGGAAAAACCUCACAAAUGUAAUCAGUGUGGAAAAGCGUUUAACAGAAGUUCCACCCUUAACACUCACACCAGAAUUCACGCUGGUUAUAAACCUUUUGUAUGCGAAUUUUGUGGUAAAGGAUUUCACCAAAAGGGAAAUUACAAGAAUCAUAAAUUAACUCACAGUGGGGAGAAGCAGUUCAAAUGCAACAUAUGCAACAAGGCUUUCCAUCAGAUCUACAACCUCACCUUUCAUAUGCACACCCACAAUGACAAGAAGCCAUUCACUUGUCCCACCUGUGGUAAAGGAUUUUGUAGGAACUUUGAUUUAAAAAAGCACGUCCGGAAGCUGCAUGACAACUGUCCAGUAACACAACUGGGAGUUCUGGCAUCGAGCAAGGAAGAGCAACAACACAGGCAUCGUUAAAAGACAACUCGUCCAUUUAUCACAUUGUUCAGCUCCUUAAGUAUUUGCAUGCAACCUUUCCCAAUGAUAUGUUCAUUGCUAUGUGGGGCUAAUUAUUACCUAGACAUUUUGGAAGGAAAGAACCUUUUUUUCAUCUCAGGUUUAGGGAUGUAAAAAACGAAAACUGGCGUAUUUAUUUUGGAUUUUUCCUCAUGGAAUGCUGCAAGAUUUGAAAUUGCUGUCUUGUAUAUAUUUCUUUUGUCGUAAUGCAAUUUGUCACAAAUUUCUCCACAUUGUUUACUCUUUUAUAUCCUAUAAAUAUGCUAUAAAUAUAUUAUUAUCUAUAUAAAGUAUAUUAACUGGUCGCAUCCAUAUUUGGAGAAGCACUAAUUAGUUGUCCGUUAUGAGGAGUGAAAGUUAUUUUACAACAAUAGGUUUGGUGCAAAAUAAAUGGUAAGGAAACAGGAUUCCAUUACUGACUUACAUAGCCCAAUGAAAUUCAUUCAGAAUAACAAUACGGUGCAAUUUCGAUGAAGAUUCCUAUACCUUAGUCGAAUGUGCUAACCACCUGCUCUUCUCCAAAAGCUUCAAAGGUUUUUUUUUUCUAGUGCGCCUAAAACCAAAAAGAAUAAAAUAAAACAAGUUUGUUAAUUUGCACAGGUGUUGCGAAUUUUAGGGCUUGCCUAUCUAAGAAUAUAUACAAGAAAACAUCCGCUAAGUCUAUUUUAACAGGAUGUCAGCUGUAUUGUUUCAGUCCCCGGCUUAGUAAUCGAAGACAUUUUUAUAUACAUGCGUUUGUCUUUGGAUGUGUUUCAUUUUUAUUAAAGUCCUUCUCAAUCUACAGCUAGACUCAGCUAUUGAAUCUCGUUGUGGGAGGCAUUGUUUGUACUAAAUUACCUAGAGGACUUACACUUCACUUUUAUCUGCAUUUUUUUAAUUUAAAAAUCAGAUUGUACAGUAACAUUUUUAGGGCAGUUAUAAAUAUGUAUAAUUCUUCUGUGAGUUACUUAUAUCUAAAUCAGUAACAUCGAAAGCUAUAGCUGAAAAAGGGGGUAUCAGCUUUUUU
Messenger RNA from Protopterus annectens (West African lungfish), 2647 nucleotides. RefSeq names its product FEZ family zinc finger 1 (gene FEZF1). Gene Ontology annotation, cellular component: nucleus. The record is from RefSeq and is a predicted model, not a curated record. The transcript has 4 exons. NCBI's taxonomy places the organism in Eukaryota, Metazoa, Chordata, Ceratodontiformes, Protopteridae. The coding region runs from base 274 to 1602 and encodes 442 amino acids.